AGUCGCCAGCGAGUUAAACAGAGAGGCGGGGCUUCGUGACGAGCUUCCGCCUCGUUGCGUAGCAGCAGUGGGCGUGGUUAAGGGCUACCCCGAGACAGCGAGGAGUGGUCGGAACCUUCUCCAUCCUUCCCUUCCCCUUCCCCUACGGGGAAAGGCUGAGACCCGGCACCUAGGCUGCUACGCGGUCGCUGUGGCCUCAGCCGCAGCCAGGCCUCGCGUCCGGAGAAGCCAGGCCGCGUCCUGGGCGAGCGUUCCUGAUUGUGACAUCACACCCACCCCUGGGCCAUGAAACUUGUCACUAGGAAGAAAGACUCAGUUGGAGAAUAGCCAACAAGAUGGGAUACUCGGAGCAUCUCCUGAGUGGCACUGAGCGGAGGCAUCAGGAGGGGGUUGGAACCUUGUAAACAGGGAACCUGCCCCCGCCACUUAGAAGGACCUGGGUUUCAGUGAUGAGACAUGGGGUAUGAUGUAACCCGUUUCCAGGGGGACGUUGAUGAGGACCUUAUCUGCCCUAUUUGCAGUGGCGUCUUGGAGGAGCCAGUACAGGCGCCUCACUGUGAGCAUGCCUUCUGCAACGCCUGCAUCACCCAAUGGUUCUCUCAGCAGCAGACUUGUCCGGUAGACCGUAGCGUUGUCACGGUUGCCCACCUGCGCCCAGUACCUCGGAUCAUGCGGAACAUGUUGUCAAAGCUACAGAUUGCCUGUGACAACGCUGUGUUUGGCUGCAGUGCUGUUGUCAGGCUUGACAACCUCAUGUCCCACCUCAGUGACUGUGAGCACAACCCGAAGCGGCCUGUGACCUGUGAGCAGGGCUGUGGCCUGGAGAUGCCCAAAGAUGAGCUGCCAAACCACAAUUGCAUCAAACACCUGCGCUCCGUGGUCCAGCAGCAGCAGACGCGCAUUGCAGAGCUGGAGAAGACAUCUGCUGAACACAAACACCAGCUGGCAGAACAGAAGCGAGACAUUCAGCUGCUGAAGGCGUACAUGCGAGCCAUCCGCAGUGUCAACCCCAACCUUCAGAACCUGGAGGAGACAAUCGAGUACAACGAGAUCCUUGAGUGGGUGAACUCCCUGCAGCCAGCAAGAGUGACCCGCUGGGGAGGAAUGAUCUCCACUCCUGACGCUGUGCUCCAGGCUGUGAUCAAGCGCUCCCUCGUGGAAAGCGGCUGCCCAGCCUCUAUUGUCAACGAGCUGAUUGAAAAUGCCCAUGAACGCAGCUGGCCCCAGGGACUGGCCACACUAGAGACAAGACAGAUGAACCGGCGUUACUAUGAGAACUACGUGGCCAAGCGCAUCCCUGGCAAGCAGGCUGUAGUGGUGAUGGCCUGUGAGAACCAGCACAUGGGUGAUGACAUGGUGCAGGAGCCAGGGCUCGUCAUGAUAUUUGCGCAUGGUGUGGAAGAGAUAUAAGAACGUAACUGGCUAUCAGGGAGAGGUAGAGUUGGAAAAACCCAUUGCUCCAGCAGCUGAGCCCUGACUUUUCCCACAACCCUUAUGCCACGGCUUGUACCUGAGCCACGUACUCCCUGCUUCUGACACAAAGGACCUUGGGGCACUUAGCUCAGCCUUUCAGCGGAGAACCCAAAUUCUUACCUUUUGCUAUAUUCUUUCCCCCACAAUGUCUGUAAAUUUUCAGUCAGGGUGGAAAAAUCCCCACUUCUGUAUUUUCCUGACUAAGAUCCCUGGUUCCCAAAUAUUUUCAGAAAGCACAAAGAAAUUUGUUUUCCCUAGAGGAUCAGGGUGGAGAGAGGCAUAUCUAAUUGUCCCUCUCUUCUAAAACCAGGGAAUCCGAGCAGGCAGGCUUGCUGACUCCAUGUAGCAUUGAGAGCAGCUCUGAGGAGCCAGCAUCCAGGAGAAGGGCUAAGGGUGUGACCAAAACCCUCUAACUAGUGAGGCCAGGCCCUGGUCAUCACUAACAGCCCUUGGGGAAGACCUUUGUGCCAAGCAUAUCCCUGUCCAGGCCCCCUGUGAGGAUGCAGGCCUUGGGUGUGCAGGGUGGCUCCCAGUGAGGGUGGUCAGGGUGGGUUGCUGAAAUGUUGUCAAACUCUUUCCUACAUGUUUCAUAAUUAGGGAAGGGAAGGAAGGGGUAGGCGUGAGAGCACUGGUGUUCAUACGUUCAGCAGGAAGCUGCUGUCUGGCUCUGCUGACCUAAGACAGCACCGCCUCUUGAGGCUUGUCUGUGUUGCCUCUGUAGCCCCUCUUCAGCCUGUGAUUGCAGUCAGCUUGACUUCCUUUGGUGUUGUUUGUUUGUAUUUCCAAAGUCACAGACCCCAUCUGUUACCCGGUCUUGUUUUCACAGGAUGGACUGGCUGUGUCUAUUCUCUGAUCCAGCCCAGCCACAUUGUUGGCAAUUUAAUUUAUUUACUUUUUUUUUUUUUUUUUAAGAAAGGAGAAAAGAAAAAAAAAAAAUCAACAAAAC
Molecule: messenger RNA, 2419 nt
Organism: Arvicanthis niloticus (Nile rat)
Lineage: Eukaryota; Metazoa; Chordata; Mammalia; Rodentia; Muridae
Source: RefSeq, a predicted model, not a curated record